Molecule: messenger RNA, 1273 nt
Organism: Synchiropus splendidus (mandarinfish)
Lineage: Eukaryota; Metazoa; Chordata; Actinopteri; Syngnathiformes; Callionymidae
Gene: timm22
Product: translocase of inner mitochondrial membrane 22 homolog (yeast)
Exons: 4
Coding region: 10-597 (195 amino acids)
Biological process (GO): protein insertion into mitochondrial inner membrane
Cellular component (GO): TIM22 mitochondrial import inner membrane insertion complex
Molecular function (GO): transmembrane protein transporter activity
Source: RefSeq, a predicted model, not a curated record
UUGGGAAACAUGGCGGCUUCCUCGGGCGUUUCAAGCACCCAUGGCUCCGAUGCUGGUUCAAAUGUGGACUACCAGCCGAUCCAGUACAGUAUGAUUCUGGAGCAUCUGAUCGGGGACAAGAGACCCGUGAAGGACCUGAACCCCGCCGUGAUGGGGGGGUUGCCAGUCCCUGCUAAGAGUGACGAGCAGAAGAUGAUCGAGAGGGGAAUGGAGAGCUGUACCUUCAAGGCUGUACUGGCCUGUGUCGGAGGCUUUGUCCUGGGAGGAGCAUUUGGUGUGUUCACUGCUGGUAUAGACACCAAUGUAGGCUUCGACCCCAAAGAUCCUUUAAAAACGCCCACAGCUCGAGAGGUCCUCAAAGACAUGGGCCAGAGGGGGAUGUCCUACGCAAAGAACUUUGCCAUCGUCGGAGCCAUGUUUUCCUGCACGGAGUGUAUCAUUGAAUCGCACAGAGGCAAGUCUGACUGGAAGAAUGCUGUGUACAGUGGCUGUGUUACAGGAGGAGCCAUCGGAUUUCGGGCUGGUCUCAAGGCUGGAGUGCUGGGAUGUGGUGGCUUCGCUGCUUUUUCUGCUGCUAUAGAGUAUUAUCUGCGGUGAAGAGUUCAAGAGACGGACCAGAGCGGAUGAUGAGCCCUGUGUGACUUGAGUCACUGAUGCUUUUUAGGCCAACUUGUGGACCUGAACUCUUAUUAUGCCGUCACAAGUUCACUGUGUGGACCAUGGAAGAGGAUGACCACGUGGAUACAAAAAAUGGAUCUGCAAAAAGAUAUGAACUUGUCAUACCUCAGGAAAUAAAUACUUUUAUUUAAAUAAUGACAUGGGAGUGGAUGUGAAGUACUUCGGCUCGCAACAGCUUUGGCCACCUGCUGUAAAGGUCAAGCCACUGAGAUGAAACUCGGAUAAAAGAAAACUUGCCUGUGUGGUGUAACCCUGGCACGAUAUGAAAGUGUAGAAACUCUUGUGCUGUUGUCGUUCAUAACGUUUGAGUCAUUGGGUUUGUAUGUUGAAGAACAGUAAUCAAUAACAAUUCAAUACAAUGCAGAUUUUACAUAACAAUGCUGUCUGUGGUCCAUUUUGAUGCUGCACUUCCAUAAGGUUUUAGUGCAUGUAGAACUUUCUGUGUAAAGAAUGAAGUUCUUAGUUGAUGUGGCUGUCAAAUUCCUGAAUAGCUGUGAGGGUUUCAGCCUCACACAUUUAUCUUAAUGGUAUAGUUCCUCUAAAUAUCUUGAACUUCUGGCAAACAUUUCCAAUCACCAUUUCCAUGUGAUCUCAU